Messenger RNA from Hipposideros armiger (great roundleaf bat), 2185 nucleotides. It is a transcript of the gene YIPF7, whose product is annotated as Yip1 domain family member 7. Lineage: Eukaryota; Metazoa; Chordata; Mammalia; Chiroptera; Hipposideridae. The record is from RefSeq and is a predicted model, not a curated record. The transcript has 5 exons. Gene Ontology annotation, cellular component: membrane; trans-Golgi network. Gene Ontology annotation, biological process: vesicle fusion with Golgi apparatus; endoplasmic reticulum to Golgi vesicle-mediated transport. Bases 1 to 633 code for a protein of 210 amino acids.
AUGUCAAACCUGGGACAAUGUGACUCCGAUUUUUACCAAUCUAAUUAUACCAUUGAUAAUCAGGAGGAAAGUUGUAAUGAUUCUACUGCCUAUGGAAAUCUUUAUGGAUCUAGAAAGUAUAACAAUCAGAUUAAAACACUAAAACUUGGAAUUAAUUUUGAUCACAUAUGGCAAAAAACCUUGACAGUGUUAAACCCACUGAAGCCAGCAGAUGGCAGCAUUAUGAAUGAAACCGACCUAGCUGGGCCCAUCCUGUUCUGUGUGGCGCUGGGAGCCACCCUGCUUCUGGCAGGAAAAGUUCAGUUUGGUUAUGUGUAUGGCAUGAGUGCCAUUGGCUGCCUAGGGAUUCACGCGUUGCUAAACUUGAUGAGCUCCUCAGAGGUGUCCUGUGGCUGUGUGGCCAGCGUACUGGGCUACUGCCUGCUCCCCAUGGUCAUCCUGUCCAGCAGCGCCAUCUUCUUUUCUCUGCAGGGCACAAUUGGAACCAUGUCAGCACUGGUCAUCAUUGGCUGGUGUAGCCUCUCAGCUUCCAAAAUCUUCAUUUCGGCCUUGGACAUGGAAGGACAACAGCUUCUCAUCGCCUAUCCUUGCGCCUUACUUUAUGGACUCUUUGCCCUCCUGACUGUUUUCUGAAGAGCAUUUGAGAUGGCGUUACAAGAUUCUGUUUGUUUGCUGUUCAGAUUAUUCUGGAAAUGUAUUAGCAUUCAAAUUUGGUAAUAUGAUUUCUGUUUUAUUGCUGCUGAGAGAACAACAGCAGAAAGACAAAACAGCACUUAAGGAUGAUGCUCUAAUAGCAUGCUUGGUUUGAAUGAUGUUUUGCUUUUCGGUUUGGUGCAUUAAAAUUUUUAACAUACUUUAAAAGAGAGAAAGUUGUUAUAUUGAUGGACCUCCCUUUUCUCAGUAGAUGGAUUUCUGAGAAAUUGUAAGUAAAUAAAAUCAUAUGCUGACUGGAUAAAUAGUUAGCCUUUGAGAUAACUUCACAAUAGCUCAAGCUGUGUGCAUGUAGUUAAAAGUCACACACCUUUGGAGAAUUGCAGGGGUGCGUUAUAUAGGUUUUUAUUUACCUGAGAUUCAAAUAACCCCGUCUUCCAGUUCACAUACCCUAGUAACAGUUGUUUGGUCCCAUUUGGACAAUGUAACAACUCAUCACAUUUUCAAGCCCUCACUUCCUUCUUACUUGCUUUAGAUGCCGUGGUCCAUUACAAUUACUUUUCCUCUGCAUACAUCCUCAGUAACCCUGCCAUUUUGUUCCCUCAACAGAUGAAUCUGACUAGAGGAAAUCCCACUUGGUUCACCUUAAUUAUAUUACUGUAUCUUAAAUGGCUCCUCAUACUAGCUUUUGAAUCCUGCUACAUUACCUUAUUAAAUUUGCUUUUACACUUCCUGAGAUAAUUAUGUUAACACCAUUUCUUCACUGCUCAAAUCUCCAAUAUUCCUUCCUCAUUUCUCACUGUUAGUUGAUGACCUUGCUUCUUAUUUUAUUGAAAAAGAAAAACAUCCAGAAGAAAAAUGCUUUAUAUUUCCACCACCAGGUUUCUACCAACCUACAUGGAUCUUUAUAAUACACACACACACACACACACACACACACACACACACACUUUGCAUUCCCUCUUGACACUGUCUCUUCCCUUCAUAGUCAGCCCCAACACUUGUAUAACCAUUGUUUUCCUCUUGGCCUAUUAUUCAUAGCAGUACAUAGACAUGUUUCAAUAUUUCCUAUCUUAAAAAUCCUUUGAUUUAACAUUACUCUCUAAUUAUGGCCCAUUUCUCUGUAGCAAAAAUCAUUGAAAAAUUCCACUUUAUUAUCACCCACUCUUUUUCUUACAGUUCAGACCAGAUUUCAUCACCCUAUUCACCAAGAACACCUUUGUCAAGUCAGCAGCAACGUCCACAUCUUGCUAAGUGCAAUGGUCAAUUCUUAGCCAUUCAUUUUAUUUGAACUCUCCUCAUUAAUUUCCUCCAGGCCAUGUUGAAGCAUUUACUUCUUCACUAGGCUUCGGGAGCGUCACACAUUCUUUGUUUUUUUUUCUAUUUCCCUAUCUCACUGGUGGCUUCUUCUCUGUCACCUUGGCUGACCUUUCUUCCUUUCAAAUCAAAUCGCUUCUCAAUGUAUACUCACUUGCUAGAUGAGCUCAUUAAAUUGCAUAGCUUUAAAAUCUAGUGACUCCCAAAUUUUCAUCUC